AAAUUUAAUGAUUAUGUAAAGGCCAAUGAGUUUACUUGAGUAUGCUCUAUCUGAAUCUAACUUGAGUAUGAAUAUUAAAAAAAGGAAUUUAACUAUUGAAACUUAAUCUAUAUAGACAAGUCCCAAUUUAUUUUAAAAUAAUCAAGCAGAUUUGGAACUAUUGGUAGAUAUGCACUCUUAAAAUAAACAAUGGGUCAGUAUGGAAUUGUUUCGAUUGAUAAUUCAAAAAAUAGAGGAAAAAUUAAGUGAAAUAGACGAAAGAUUAGACAAUAGAGAAGGAUUUCAAAAUAUAACAUAAAAAUAUAGUUUAUAAAAGAAGAUGUCUAAGAGUUAUUAACAAGGAGACUUUAGCUAAAUGGAUUAGAGUCAAGAUGAAUUAGAAUCCAAAUUACAAAUUAGUUAAACCAAAAAACUUAAUAUCUCUUAGCUUAAGAAAUCAGAAAUUAGAGAAAUAAGAAAUGAUGAACCAUUGAUAGGAAGAUAAAACUUAUUGGAAAAGAAACUAGUUUAAUUGGAGGAGAAACAAACCAAAAUUUAAAAAGAAAUGAGCAAUUUCACUCUGGAUAUAGAAUCGAAAAUAUAAGUAAUCAUUAAAUUAUUCUACGUUUAUAGUAAUGUAUUAAGUAAAUUGAUUGGAGUUUGGAAAAAUUUAAUAAAUUUUCUUCAGAAUUAUUGGAUAAGGUCAAAGAUGUUACUGAUAACCACACAGAGAUAUUUUAGCAUUUGUAAAAAAACAAGGAAGACAUAAAGUAAACAUAACAAUUAUUAGAUUUAGUUAUGUCAGAAUAAGUGUGGAGCAUUUUAAUUAAAAUACUUUAACCUAACUUGAACAAAUAUCGGCUUCUAUUGUGAAUCUAAAUAAUUUUGCAGAAAAGCAUGAUAAUGAAUUGAGUUUUUAUAAGGAGAUAAUUUAAAUAACAGAAAGUGAUAUUCUGAAAAUAAUCUAAUUCGAAAAGGACAUACUAAAGAUUGUAUAUACACGCUAAGAAUAAAAUGAGAAAUAAGGAAAAUGA
Molecule: messenger RNA, 1013 nt
Organism: Paramecium octaurelia
Lineage: Eukaryota; Ciliophora; Oligohymenophorea; Peniculida; Parameciidae
Source: the annotation of a GenBank genome assembly